CCUCUCUAAUACGGACACCUCUCUAAUAUGGACACCUCUCUAAUAUGGACACCUCUCUAAUAUGGACACCUCUCUAAUAUGGACACCUCUCUAAUACAGACAUUUCUCUAAUACAGACACCUCUAAUAUGGGCACCUCUCUAGUCUCUAAUACGGACACCUCUCUGGCUUUUUGGUUAUCCAGACAGCAGACAUUAAAUUUAGAGUGUUAAAAGUGAUGUCAUUUGAAAUCAGUACAAGUGUAGCAUGCCCCUCUGAAAUUGGCAUAAAAACAUUAGAAUAUUUCUUCCAUCACAAACUUUAUUUAACUGUAAAUAAACUAAGACCAUUUUCUAUUUCAGAACGGAAAGCAACCUCUAUGGAUAUAUUUACUGAAGAUCUUCCCAAUGGCGAUAUCUCAGUCCCUGUAUCAACUGACUAUAGUUCUUACUCUGGUGCUCUUAAUCCUUAUCUUUCUAUGGAGCCUAAGAUCUCAUUACCCUCAUCACAGUCAAUGCAAUAUAACAUAGGUAUAUAUAUUGUAUAUUGUUUUGGGCUCAUCCAUAAUUAUCAACAUUUUCACAAGUGUGCAAACUGUACUCAGGGAGAGAGCAUUGAUGAAAAAAGAGCUUGUGAAAAUGUUGAUAAUUGUGGAGGUUCUAUAGCCAAGGCUACAUAGUUUCUGGAGGGUCAAUUCUCACUUGAUCAAGGUUUUAUGUUGUACUCUUUACAGGAACUGUGGGUGCCAGUUCAAGUACAACAGGGUUGCCAUCUAUGGUGGAUUCUCAAUCUUAUCAAAUGGCGGGAAGAAAAACUACUAAUGUGAAAAGUUAUGCACCAACCAUAAAGUCAGAGUAUCCAGGUGGUUGAUUGCUUCUCCUGGUUUAAAGCCUGUUUACAGUAGUUUAGGUUUCCUCCUGUAGUAACACUGGAUCAAUAAGAGAUGAUCCUUACUGGACCUCUAGGAAGAACAUUUUAGAACUGAUAGAGUUAUCUAGUGCAAAUAAAGUUAGUUCAGUUUAGAUUUCCUCCUGUAGUAACACUGCAUGAUCAUUACAGGACUUCUAGGAAGAACAGUUUAGAACUAACAGAGCUAUCCAGUGCUAUAAAUAAACUUCUUCCUCUAGUAACACUGGGACAAUAAGGAUGACUCUUACGGCAGAUAAUCCCUUGCAACUCGCUCUCUAUUUAUUUAUUUAUUUGUAACAAUCUUUCACUUGUUUCUUUUCCAAAAUCACUCAGGCUUGCCCAUGAGCACAUCCUUAACAGUUGCCCCACAACUCGGUAAUCCUUAUGCUAACUCUGUUGCUGGGAUGAGUGUCAACUCUGUUGCUGGGAUGAGUGUCAACUAUGUCCCCACCUCCUCAACUAUGGCAUCAAUGUCCCACCUCGACUUGAACCCUAUGGCAAACACUCCAUCUAGCAAGCAACACGCAAGAAAAAAGUACGUUUUAAUUAUUGUACAUUUACCGAUGCUACAUGAAGAAAACCCACGACUUUGGUGGUACAGUAUAAUCAUGAGCGCAAGUGCCGCCGAGAGGGGGGGGGGCAAAUUGCCCCGGGCCCCGAGUUGCUGGGGCCCCUGAAAAAUUUUUGUUGGGCCCCAGCCUUUUUUGUGUGUUAAAUAUUUCCGCGCAAAGGACAAGAUAUCUGUUCUCUUGGGCUAAGUACCGAAUUUUGGCAUAAAAAAAAUGAGAUAAAAUCCCUCGAAAGCAAUUGCAACGUACUCGUCCGGAAAAAUUUUGCAUUCCGGAGAAAAAAUUUUACCCCUAAAAUGGUACACUGACCGAAAUUUUUUUGGCGACGGUGGGGGGGAGGUUGUUCUCCGGAAAAAAAUUUUUCCGGGAAAAAUUUUUUAGAUAGGGGCCCCUAAAAAAAAAUUUGCCCCGGGCCCCGCCAACCUCUCGGCGGCCCUGAUCAUGAGCGCAAGUGCCUUUCGCCUCUGACAUCGUGGGUUCGAUUCUCGCUACGGAGUCAAGUUACUUAUGUGAAGGGUCCGUCAACGCUCCAAUCCUGGGUUUUCUCUUGGUACUCUGGUUUCCUCCCACAGGGAAUGUGAACAGGAUGGGUUGGGAUUAGCCCCUUAAGCAGGAGUAAUACGCGCAACAAAAUCUGAUUUCAACGCAUGUUAAGUAGAAAUGUUGACAUAUGUUGCCUCGUGAUUUGUAAUAUAUGUGUGAACAUUUUCAAUUAACAUGUGUUGAAAUCAGAUUUUGUUGCAAGUUGCAACAAUUUUGUUGCUCGUAUUACUCCACAUUUAACUGUGUCUUCCACCUUAGCUGUUGUUCCAUGAUCAUGUGUCACAAAGUGGCUACCAGAGGUGCCCUUACUUAGAAAGACUUCGACUCGGUCAACUUGAGCUGCAUCCUUCGCAAUUUAGCUUAGCUCUCAGCUGCAAGUAAGGAUGAUUAGCAAAAUUGUAAUCUUAAUGUUUUAGACAAAAGACGUCUGCUGCAGCUGGUACCCCUGUAUCGACGGUCGAUCAAGUUCCCUUACAAACUGAAGUGAUAUCUCAAGCUGUUGACUGGGUUUAUGAUCCUAAUGAACCUCGAUAUUGUUUGUGUAAUCAGGUGUGUAGUUGUGUCAUCUUUUUGAGCGGGCACGCACAGGCAAAGCAAAACAUGAAUGUUGACUGAGGUUUUUUCUUUUUCACUUGUAGGUAUCCUAUGGAGAGAUGGUCGGUUGUGAUAAUCCUAACGUAAGUGUAUUUCUAAAUCAACUCGUGCUUCCAGAUUGUAUUUAUGUUAGGCAGGGGCCUAGCCAGGAUUAGCAAUCUACCCGUCCAAAAGUGCUAGGCCAAUUCUCCCCUCCCCAAAAACACUAUGUUUCCCUUGGAAUAAAUUUGAAAUCAGACCUUCUAAGGUUAACCUAGGGUUAAGCUAAUCCAGCUUUGAACAACUGGUCCCUGGAGAUAGUGUCACUGCUUGGGUCCCUAACUUCUACAGCCAUAAAUCAACGUUUUUUUAAUGAUUACGUUUUUCUUACGUGUUUGCCAAAUCUCACUUUUUCUUAUAGUGUCGGAUCGAAUGGUUCCACUACGGUUGUGUGGGAAUUACUGACCCACCCAAAGGGAAAUGGUUUUGUCCGAACUGUACUGUUCUGAUGUCUAAGAAGAAACGAAGAUGAUUGCCGCUGUUUUAAGGUGGGAGCGUUUUGAGGUCGAUCUCCCAGACCUGGAAAAAGUACAUCUAAUGUUCCUCGGUUCUUGAGUUUACCUUUUUCAAAUGUCCUCAAAAGUGCGUAAAAACAAAAGAAAAAUAUGACCGUGCGUUACACUAUGAUCAGAUUAUGUAUGCAACAACAAAUUAUACUUGACUGUAGUUAUGUUUCACGUCUCAACAGACAGAUAAGCAAGUAUGAGAUAAUGAUUGCUUAAGAUUCUCCAAAAUAACGCGAGAUAGGUCCCCGGUUAAAAUGACCGGUCACUUCAUUUUAGCUCGGUCAAAAUCUGUUUUUGACCUGUCAUUGAUACGCUUACACUAACAGUGAAACAAACUAUUAGAAAUUUGUUUCGAUACAUCAUAGUUUCAUCUUUUAAUUCAAGAUGAAAAUGUGGGCGGUCAAAAUGACCGGUGAGGUAAAAAAUGACCGGUCAAGAGUCAUUUUUGGCCGGUCAUUGUCCGUUGACCGGCCGUUAUUUUGAGCCCUGAUUCUCCUAUAACGUAUUUGUGAAAAUGUUCCUCGACUUCACGCUGAGGCAAAUCAUCCUUAAGAUCCCACUUUUCUCCAGGGGUCGGUUGUAUAAAACUCUUAAUCACUUUUUUAAUCACUAUUUUGUAGUUAAAUAGUGAUUAACUCUCGCCCUUCUUAUUGGAUGACGUUUGCACUUAACCAUAGUUAACUUUAAUCACUUUUUUAUACAACCGGCCCCAGGUCUGCGGUGGAUCUCCCAUACCUAGAGAAAGCACGGCUAAGGCCAAGCCUUGCUGUGUAAACACGACUUUAGUAACAUAACACGAGACCCAUGGAUCUGAAUAGCAGGCUCCGUAGUCUGUACUGAUACAGAGAAUAAUCUUGAAUGCCCUGUGCCAUUGUAGGUAGUGGCAAUAAUAACAAGCUUUCGUUAGUAGGGAUACAACUACCUGAAAAAUACAAGGAUAAUUUCGACGUUUCGAGCGAAGGCUCUUGACUAACCUCCUUCGAAUUUCACCCUGUAUUUUUCAAAUAGUUGCAUCUCUACCAACGAAAGCUUGAUGUUGAUGUAGAGAAUGAUACCCGUUUAAAAUUGUUAUACUCAGAAAUCCGCAAUUAUGCGUGAUAUAAAUAAUAUCAUAGUUCAUAUAGUAAAGACAAACUCCUAGCCCAGCACCUAUACGCGCUUUACCUGGCCUGGGUCCAGCAACUGCCCACUUUUUCAAGCGAAAUAUGCAUUCUGGUGGGUUUUUCGAAACUCAAUUUUCUUUCGAAUGAACACUGUAUAAAUAACUCUGGCUGGUUUAUCAGAGUUUUAUUGAAUUGCAGGACGAUGUGAUAAUAUAAUUUAUUUAUAUAAAUAAACUAUAUAUACUGUGUACAAUGUAUAUAAUAAAAUAGUAUGGAUUUCAAUAAAUAGUCAAAAUGUCUGGAAAAAAAAUUGGGAAGGUUCAACCACUGUUGAAAACUAUUUCAUUUGGUUUUCUGAUACAGUCUUCUAUUCACAGUGUCUACUGUUCUAAUCUCCGUUUCUGUAACCUUUCUUUUUUAAGUUUCCUUUUUGCAAGUAACUUUUUUCUGUUUUCGAAUUCUUUGUUGGAACAUUUCCUGUGUGUUCUUGUCAGUUUAAUUCGUUUCUUUUGUGCUAUUCCUUGCACUUUCUUACCUGUAUCCGUAGUGCAUUGACGUUUUCGUUUCGUGGAGUCUAUUUCAGUGUUCGUAUUAAUACGAUCAUCCCUUUCUUCUGCGUGUGAUUCUUUAGUAUUUACACUAGAAACGUGUUGUUUCUUUCGUAAUCUUGAUUUCAUUUCAUUGUGAUUAAUGUCUCUCUGUAUUCCGUUUCCUUUGUGGUUCGCAACCUCAACUGUUCCUGUUGAAUUUCUUGCUUCAAACAGCGCCAGAAAAAACCCACUCGUAGAACCUUCUUUUGGAGAGGCACGCACACAAUUCGAUGCUGAAAAUAAAUUGAAAAUGAUUCACUAUGUCACAAUGAUUUCUAGUUUAGCCCAGGAUUUAGAUACCUUGAGGAAACACAGCAUGUCCUCUGUGUGGCCAGUCAGGUAAUGCCUUCUUUAAUUCAAACUUUUCAUGGAAUUUUUCCAAACAUUUCACGAUCACCUCCUCGUUU
Messenger RNA from Paramuricea clavata, 5238 nucleotides. The record is from the annotation of a GenBank genome assembly. Lineage: Eukaryota; Metazoa; Cnidaria; Anthozoa; Malacalcyonacea; Plexauridae.